Macrobrachium nipponense is the source of this 765-nucleotide messenger RNA. RefSeq names its product acanthoscurrin-1-like. Bases 60 to 671 code for a protein of 203 amino acids. The transcript has 2 exons. NCBI's taxonomy places the organism in Eukaryota, Metazoa, Arthropoda, Malacostraca, Decapoda, Palaemonidae. The record is from RefSeq and is a predicted model, not a curated record.
UGUCCAUCAGCGGCCUCCAGGUCUUCCAUCUCCUCCCAGGAACGUAUUCGAGUCACACAAUGAGAGUAUUGCUCGUAGUUCUGUUGGCAGCCCUUGUGGCUGCAGAGCAGCAAAAGCGUUCGGCCGAUCCUGGACAUGGAUUCGGAGGCUUCGGCCACGGCUUCGGAGGUCGCGGACUCGGCUUCGGCCGUUACGGCGGCUUUGGACACGGAGGUUUCGGACACGGAGGCUUCGGACACGGAGGCUUCGGGCGCGGUGGUUUCGGACACGGUGGUUUCGGUGGUUUCGGACACGGCGGAUUCGGCCGAGGGCUCUUCUUGGGACACGGCUUAGGACACGGCGGCCACUACAUUGGAAAGCGUGAAGCUCAACCUGAAGCUCAACCUGAAGCUCAACCUGAAGCCAAGGCAGAUCCCGAACCCGGUUACCUGCAUGGCGGCCACGGCUUCGGUCACGGAUUCGGUGGAUUCGGACACGGAUUCGGCGGACUCGGAGGCGGAUUCGGUCACGGACACGGACACGGACACGGGCUCGGGCAUGGCCACGGCGGCCACGGGCACACCGUCGAAUACAGCGUCAGUUAUCCUAUUUACGAAGUCGUCCAAUAUCCAAUCUACGGUCACAGCCACCACGGACACGGUUACGGACACGGUUACGGACACGGAUGGUAACUGCACCAGAAAAACAAAUAAAAAAAAGGUCACUUCUUGUAUAAUGACGAAAACGCACAGGCCGUGUAAAUCGAAAUAAAAAUGAAUGUCUCUA